Anguilla anguilla (European eel) is the source of this 2735-nucleotide messenger RNA. RefSeq names its product 2,4-dienoyl CoA reductase 1, mitochondrial (gene decr1). Gene Ontology annotation, biological process: fatty acid beta-oxidation. The record is from RefSeq and is a predicted model, not a curated record. Bases 91 to 1104 code for a protein of 337 amino acids. The transcript is spliced from 10 exons. Gene Ontology annotation, cellular component: mitochondrion. Lineage: Eukaryota; Metazoa; Chordata; Actinopteri; Anguilliformes; Anguillidae. Gene Ontology annotation, molecular function: 2,4-dienoyl-CoA reductase (NADPH) activity.
AGAAGAAGAACACAUCGGCGUUUAAAUAAGUCGGUGAAAGGCAUAGACCGUAUAAAAAUAGGUGAAAGGGCAAUCCCAUUUUUUCAAAACAUGGCGUCGACUGUAAUGAGAAGGGUUUCAGCAUUUAAAGGUGAUCUGAGCAUGCCAUUAGGCUGUCUGCAUCAAAGGUUUAUAAGCUGUGGACCAAAGGUUUUGUUGCAAUCCAACCUUCCUCAAGCUGGAUUUUUCCCGCCCAAUGAAGGGGUGAUGUUGCUACCUGGUUCGUUCAAAAACAAAGUUGCCUUCAUAACCGGAGGUGGCACAGGUCUGGGGAAAGGAAUGACCACCACUCUUUCUACUCUGGGUGCCAAAUGCGUCAUUGCAAGCAGAAAAUUGGAUGUUUUAAAACAGACUGCAGAUGAAAUAUCAACCCAAACAGGAAAUGAGGUUUAUGCCGUGCAGUGUGACGUGAGGGACCCGUCAUCAGUGAAGGCAUGCGUCGAUGAGCUCGUCAAUGUUGCGGGCCUGCCCGAUGUUGUGAUCAACAACGCCGCUGGAAACUUCAUCUCCCCCACCGAGAAGCUGUCCGCCAAUGCCUGGAAAACCAUAACUGACAUUGUUCUCAACGGCACUGCCUACGUGACCCUGGAGGUUGGCAAACGGCUGAUCAAAGCAGAGAAAGGAGCAGCAUUCUUGGCCAUAACUACGAUCUAUGCGGAAACCGGCACAGGUUUUCUGGUGCCCAGCGCCUCGGCUAAAGCAGGAGUGGAGGCACUCUGCAAGUCCCUAGCAGCUGAGUGGGGGAGGUACGGCAUGCGAUUCAACAUCAUUCAACCAGGCCCAAUAAAGACUAAGGGCGCCUUCAGUCGGCUGGACCCGAUGGGCACGUUUGAGAAGUCUCUGAUGGGCCGGAUACCGACGGGGCGCCUGGGCACCCCCGGGGAAAUCGCCAACCUGGCGGCCUACCUCUGCAGCGACUACGCGUCCUGGGUCUCGGGAGCGACCAUUAGAAUGGAUGGUGGGGAGUACGUCUCAAUAGCUGGCGAGUUCAACGUCCUGAGAGAGGUCACAAACGAGCAGUGGACUGUGAUGGAAUCUAUGAUCAGGAAGACUAAGGGAUCCUAACGUCUGCCACAGGCAUUUGGCUGAAGGAAUGAUCUGUGCUGUAUGAAAGUAGAAACUUUUAUGUAGCCUGAAACUGUAGGCUGUAGUCGCCCCCCCCCCCCCCCCCCCCCUUAUGAAAUGUGAACCUGUUUGAACAUGCAGAUGCAGUGAUGUAAAAUAGCAGUGGAUUAAAAAACUGAGACAUUGUUUCAUAUGACAGGCUGUCUUCACUGCAUAAAAAUUACACCACAAUGUUUUAAAGACCUUAACAGUCCUUAAACUCUCUUGUAAUGUUACUCAGGAUUACACUGAUGGCAAUGAUGAGUUGCUGGAUGUCGGCUGUCAUGUGAGGAUUAACCUGUGGGAAUACAGAUUUUCUUUUAAAAUAUCCAUAUAUCUGACAGUCAUCUGAUGUGCUUCCUUCAAUAUCUGUAUAUCUGACAGUCAUCUGAUGUGCUUCCUUCAACCAUGUUAACUGUUUUACAUAAAUGCUGUGUGUUGCUUUGAAUACAAAUAUGAACAUCAACAGCAGAGAUGCACACUACAGCAAAUUCAUUAAUGUUACAAUCUUGAAGAUCGCCGUUUCGUUCUCUUUGGCAGUACCAAUGGCGAGAAGCGGUAAUUGCAGGUGUGUUUUUGCACCUCACUUCCCAGAGAUCCAACCGGAUCCAACCAGCAUCACCUUUAUGACAUACCUAUAGCCUACAUCAGGGAUCAUCAGCUCUGGCCCUCGAAUACAAAUCCAGCCCUGGUUUUCUUUUCUCCCGGGUAUUUAGUGCUACUGAUUGGCCAGACUGUCUGCACACCUGACUCCCAGGCAAAGGGAGGGUGGUAAAUUAGACAACCAGAUAGCCAACUAGAGACUGGAAAAAACUGUACGCCGCUCACACAACUGAGUGGAAGAGCGAGCGUCUACCCUCUCUGGCGGACCAACCACUGAUGGGUGAUGGAAAACGCGUCACUAACUGUGCGCCGCUUUCAAUUUUUUUCCCAGGAAUGUUGCCACAGACACCCAGUUCUUUAAUCAUAAAUUAUAAUAAUAAUAAUAUAAAUUAAUAUAAUGGGCUCAAUCACCAUUGUGUUACCUAAUUCGCCAAUAGAUAGUGACUUAACAGACAUUUAUUAAUGAAAAUCUUUGAGAUGAUUACUUUAAAACCAUUACAGACCGGUUCUUAUUAUUUUAGUAAAUAGUGUUUUGACUUUAUUUUAUUUAAUUCAUGUAGGCUCUCUGGAUUUAAUUCUACUGUACGAGUGAAAAUGGCAGAAUCAGAUUGUCCAUAAAGAUCUGUAUGAUAAGCAAAUAACCUGUUGUUGGUGUGUCAAUUGAGAUUCUUAAUGAUAAUCGCUGCAUGCAUGCAAGGUCACUUCUGAUGCUAUUAUAUUGGUGACAAGUGUAAUAGAAAUGGUUGCGGCAUAGGCUGCAUGACAGAUGGAACAAAGGUACAAACCAUAUCAAGCGGAAGCGAGUGUGUCUCCAUCUGUUCAUUGUCAAAUGGUGCUAGUCUUGGCACAACAUGCGAGUAGUGACCCGAACAGGCGGACAUCAAUCAAUCACUGGAUGUAGGUGCUUGCACUCAGCAUGUUGUGCAACAUUAUUGCUUGAAGGUGACCAGAUAAGUCAGAAUUCACUACUGUACACUACAUUGAACUAU